Molecule: messenger RNA, 1911 nt
Organism: Striga asiatica
Lineage: Eukaryota; Viridiplantae; Streptophyta; Magnoliopsida; Lamiales; Orobanchaceae
Source: the annotation of a GenBank genome assembly
AUGAUCUUACACCGCAAAAAGGAAAAAGAAACGAAGAGAAAAACAGUAUAUAAACCCCAGCUGCGCCUCCGAAGCUCCGACCUCCACCGCCCGGCAACCGCCUCCCCGUGCAUCGCAACCGCCUCAGGCGCGGCUUACCUUUUUCUUUCAGUUACAGGAUUAGUCUUUAACUUCUCCGACGGGGUAUUGAUUAGUACCGACGACGCUGAUCUAGGAAUGCCAGGGGCGACGAUGGAUUCCGAGCUGCCCGUUGAGCCACAAUCUCUGAAGAAGCUGAGCUUCAAAUCUUUAAAGAGAGCUCUCGAUCUAUUCUCUCCUACACACGGACAAUUGCCGCCGGCUGACCCGGAAAGUAAGAAGAUCCGAGUGAGUCAUAAGCUUCAUUCUGAGUAUGGGAGUGCAAGAAAUGCAGCAACCGAAAGUUCUACUCGUAUGGCAGCUGCAAAAGGUCAAGCGCAGCAGACUUCCGCUCCAUCAAAUGUCCUAGCACUUCCAGGCCCUGAACAGUCAAAUAAUGUACAGAAGGGAAGGUUGCAGAAGGAUUUGGUGAUUAGUUCGACAGGGCAGCCUAAGGGGCCCACCGACGAUGGGGUUCAAGUCAAGAGCACAUCAAUUGUUCCAGCUCACGGUUCGUCUGGAAGAAAUCUAUCUACUUCUGCUAUCAUGGAGAGAAUUCCAAGUAGAUGGCCUCGUCCUGUAUGGCAUGCACCUUGGAAGAAUUAUAGAGUCAUUAGUGGCCAUUUGGGGUGGGUGCGAUCGGUUGCUGUUGACCCAAGUAAUAAUUGGUUUUGCACAGGAUCUGCUGAUCGAACUAUCAAGAUAUGGGACUUAGCAAGUGGCCGCCUGAAACUGACGCUUACUGGUCACAUUGACCAAGUACGAGGUCUUGCUAUUAGCAGCAAGCACACAUACAUGUUUUCUGCUGGUGAUGACAAAUUAGUUAAAUGUUGGGACCUAGAGCAGAACAAGGUUAUUCGUUCUUAUCAUGGUCAUCUAAGUGGUGUUUAUUGCUUGGCUCUUCAUCCCACUAUUGACAUUUUGUUUACUGGUGGGCGAGAUUCUGUAUGUCGGGUUUGGGAUAUUCGCAGCAAAAUGCAAAUUCAUGCACUUUCUGGACAUGAAAAUACGGUCUGUUCAGUUUUCACAAGGCCUACGGAUCCGCAAGUCGUAACCGGUUCUCAUGAUUCAACUAUAAAGUUAUGGGACCUUAGAUAUGGUAAAACAAUGGCAACUCUCACACAUCAUAAGAAAUCUGUACGAGCCAUGGCUCUUCAUCCGAAGGAGGACUGUUUUGUGUCUGCAUCUGCUGAGAAUAUUAAAAAGUUUAAACUUCCAAAAGGGGAAUUCAUGCACAAUAUGCUCACUCAACAGAAAACUAUUAUUAAUUCAGCGGCAGUCAACGAGGAGGGUGUACUUGCCACAGCUGGCGACAAUGGAAGUUUGUGGUUCUGGGACUGGACGAGCGGUCACAAUUUCCAGCAAGCCCAGACAAUCGUCCAGCCUGGGUCAUUGGAUAGUGAAGCUGGUAUAUACGCAAUUACAUAUGAUGUGACAGGUUCGAGGCUAAUCACUUGUGAAGCAGACAAGACGAUUAAAAUGUGGAAAGAAGACGAGACGGCCACCCCAGAGACUCAUCCCCUUCAUUUUAAGCCACCCAAAGAUAUGCGGCGUUUCUAGUUGUAUCUUGUCGAGUUUCGCAUUCGUUCUUCGCCCCAAAGAGUUAAAAAUUUGUCGAGUUUCGCAUUCGUUCUUCACCCCAAAGAGUUAAAAAUCACGUAAAAUGUGAUAACAUUCGAACAUGGACAUGGAUUUUGUGCAACACUUGAAUUAACGGGGAUAACCAGCCUUUUAUACUUGUUUGUAAUGUUCGUCGUUUGAUAUAUUUCAGUGGUCUUAGUCUUUGAGUUGUAA